AUGGAGUUCUACCUCCACGAAAAACCCAUUUGGUUGACCAUGAUUAAGUCACCCUUUUACAGCUUUAACAAGAACUCGUUGCUGGUGCAGUGCUUCAAGGGGGCGUGUGUCUACUACCUUCCGCAGAACUUGGCCGUUAUAGGGGCCUUUCUGUAUUACCAGUACAGGGCGAGCCAACACAUGGGAGGCAAGCGUGUGCCCCUGAGCAACUGCGACGAAUCGAUAGACAACUUUUUGGCGGCAAAAAAGUUAAAGCGCGAUGAGGUAAAAGUGGAGCGGCGGAAAAAUGUGUGCCACGUGUCCCUGACGUGA
Plasmodium inui San Antonio 1 is the source of this 312-nucleotide messenger RNA. RefSeq lists its product as hypothetical. The record is from RefSeq and is a predicted model, not a curated record. The coding region runs from base 1 to 312 and encodes 103 amino acids. The transcript has 3 exons. Lineage: Eukaryota; Apicomplexa; Aconoidasida; Haemosporida; Plasmodiidae.